UUUAUAACUCGCUGCCAAUGUCGUCACCCACCUCAUUCUUCCAUCUCACACACCAUGAGACUACUACUCCUUCUUCUAACUGCCGCCCUGUCUCAGGCUCUACUCAGGGUCCCCCUGAGCAGAGGGAAAUCCAUCAGGAGGACAUUACUGGAACAUGGACUUCUCCAAUAUUCCGCAGUCCUGCAGGACGCAGCCAGGGAGCCUUUAGUGGACUAUAUGGAUAAUGAAUACUUUGGCACCAUUUCCAUUGGAACUCCCCCCCAAGACUUCUCGGUUGUGUUUGACACAGGAUCUGCGGAUCUGUGGGUUCCCUCCGUCUCCUGCUCCAGUGACGCCUGCACAAAUCAUCAAAGGUUUAAUCCUCACGUUUCCUCCAGCUUCCAACCAUCCAAUCAGAUCGUCUCCAUCUCCUACGGCACAGGCAAGAUAAGUGGAGCGCUGGCAUAUGACACGGUACAGGUGGCGAAUAUUGCGGUUCACAAACAAGCUCUGGUUCUAACUGAGACAGAGUCCAUUUUCCUCUUCUACUCGCACUUUGAUGGGAUCUUGGGGUUGGGGUAUCCCAGUCUUUCAGUAUCUGGGACGCCUCCUGUCUUUGAUAACAUGUGGAGUGAAGACUUAAUUCCAGAAGAUAUCUUCUCUGUCUAUCUCAGCAGUGGAAGUGGAAGUUUUGUUGUAUUUGGCGGAAUUGACGACUCUCUGUACUCCGGAAAUCUGCACUGGGUGCCGGUCACUCCACAGAAAUACUGGCAGAUUACAAUAGACAGUAUCACAAUGAACGGUCAUUCGGUGGCCUGUCUGGAGGGAUGUCAGGCUAUAGUGGACACCGGGACUUCUGUCAUCGCUGGUCAUCCAGACGCCAUCAGUGGGAUUCAAAGAGCUAUUGGAGCAAAAGCCGACCCCUACGGACUGUAUCAUGUGAACUGUGACACCAUCAGUCAUCUUCCAGACAUGAUCAUCUCCAUUGAUGGGAAGAACUACCCUCUGCCUGCCAGAGCUUACAUCAACCAGUUCCCUGGAUCCUGUAGCAGUGGAUUCCAGUCAACCUCUGGCCUUUGGAUUCUUGGUGACAUUUUCAUUCGGGAAUAUUUUGUGGCAUUUGAUCGUGGAAAUAACCGAGUCGGAUUUGCACCUACUAUCAAGUCAUAACUUCUCUACAAGAGGUUCAUAUGUGAGAUUAUGGCUCAUGAUUUCUGAAUAAAGUUGGUGCUGGUUACUCGCU
Rana temporaria (common frog) is the source of this 1222-nucleotide messenger RNA. Its product is annotated as pepsin A-like. The record is from RefSeq and is a predicted model, not a curated record. Lineage: Eukaryota; Metazoa; Chordata; Amphibia; Anura; Ranidae. Gene Ontology annotation, biological process: proteolysis. The transcript is spliced from 9 exons. The coding region runs from base 55 to 1149 and encodes 364 amino acids. Gene Ontology annotation, molecular function: aspartic-type endopeptidase activity.